AUGCCACCCCGGCCCUCGUUUCCUUCCUCGCCCACAAUCCACCGAGUCCAACAAAUCGACUUGUCGGAAGACACUGACGAGGACGAUUUGAUAUCUCCGGCUCAUAAGAAACGCAAGCCGAAUUCCACCUUUGAAUCUGCGCAAUCACCCAGUCUCCCUUUGCUCAGGAAAUCGAAACGGUUGAAUCCCAGCUCCUCUUCUCCUCCCAGACAACUAUCAAGCCCAGAACGCGAGGAUGCUGGAUUCCCCAGCUCUCCACCUCCUCGAAGAUCAGGAAGACUACAUCAAAUCUCCUCCCCAGCCAAUCGACACGUUACCUUCUCUGAACUUGGGUCGCCGGAGACGAGUGGCGAUGACGAUCUUGUGAUGGCAACGAAGCCUGCACGGCGCAGGAAAUCAAGACUUGAGCGGAAUGACCCCUUCAUUGUCAAUGAUGACGAACAGUACCUGUCAGACUGGGAGAGCCGCAAAAGGUCGACACCAAAGAGGAAGAAAAGUAGAGGCCAUGAUUUCGUGGUGGACGAUGAUGAUGUGGAAUUUCUCUCCUCCGAGGAUGAGGGCGACAGAGUGAGAGCACAGCCACGGACCAAGUCGCGAAGAUUGCUGUCGAAGCGCAAAUCCUCCAAAGUGUUUCACGGGCGAACCAAGGAGGAACAAGAUGAACUGGAGGAAGAUCUCCAGGACUUACAAGAUUCGGACGGGGAAAUAAGUGAGCCGAGGGCACGAACUAGGGGGGGUCCUGUCACCACACAGCGAGACAAGACUAGAGAGCAUUUGGAGCUCUUGAAGCGAAGGCGUGCGGGCGAAAAAGCCCCAUUCAUUCGUGACUCGGACGAAGAAUCACAUGAAAGAUCGGAACCCGUUGACCUUGAUCUUAUCGGUCAGCCAGAUAACGAUGUUUCCAGCGACGAGUCUUCGAAUUCUGCAGGCGGCACGGAUCACGCGACCGACAACUACGACGAACAAGAGGAGGAAGACGCCUUUGUUAUUGACGACUCAAGCGGAAGAAGACUCGGUCGACCACAUCCGGAUAUACCGUUACAGUUCACAUCAUUUGCCUCAGCUAAGCCAAAAGAACUGUUCCCUCACAUCAUCGAGUGGAUGGUCAAAAACAAAAUCGCGCCAGCCUUCAACCGCGAAGAUCCAUUAUACAAUCUCGCUUUUGAUCGCCUGGAUGACCAAGUUAAAGCUCAGGCAGGAAGUCGGCUUAUCUCAGCAGCAUGGGGUGCCGACUUCAAACGAGCGAUACUGGCAAGGCCGAAUAUGAAAGUCGAAGCAUUGCCGGGCGAAGACUACGAGCACAUGCGAACCUGCGACGCUUGUAACCGCACCAACAAUCCUGCUCGAUAUGAAUUCGUUUUCUCCGGCGAACCGUACUACAAGAAAACACUCGAACCGGUUGACAAUUCGGGGUCGGAUGAAGAUACGGAAGACGGCCAUGACGGGGAUAGUAGCACCACCUACGACGAGACUGGCCAUGCCAUUCCUUCGCGACAAAUACGCUUCUAUCUGGGUCGAUUUUGCGCUGCCAAUGCCGAAAUGGGCCACAAACUCACACAUUGGAAAUACCAUCUCAACGAUUCCCUCAUGAGCUAUCUCGAAGCACAAGGCGUGCUGUCCGCGGAGUCCAUCGUCUCCCGUGAAAAGAUGAAUAAAAAGCAACGCGAAAAGGAAGCAGAGAAUGUUGUAGACACAAUGAAUGAGACGGGUGUGAUUGCUGAAUUCUGGCGUGAUUUUGAAAAUGAUCUCAACGACGCGAGACUGGGUAUGGAGGACUUUGAAAAGCGAGGUGGAAGGUCAAAGGGAAGAGUUGGGGCGAUCCGAGUGACAACGGGUGGGCUUGUGAGGGAAUGGAGCAACGACAAAUAUCAAGCGACGAAGGCCAUGGAACCAGGUUCAGAGGAAGAGUAA
Fonsecaea erecta is the source of this 1911-nucleotide messenger RNA. RefSeq lists its product as hypothetical. Gene Ontology annotation, cellular component: nucleus. The record is from RefSeq and is a predicted model, not a curated record. NCBI's taxonomy places the organism in Eukaryota, Fungi, Ascomycota, Eurotiomycetes, Chaetothyriales, Herpotrichiellaceae. The coding region runs from base 1 to 1911 and encodes 636 amino acids. The transcript is spliced from 2 exons.